This is a messenger RNA of Juglans regia (Persian walnut), 726 nucleotides long. RefSeq names its product VQ motif-containing protein 17. Gene Ontology annotation, cellular component: nucleus. Bases 59 to 541 code for a protein of 160 amino acids. NCBI's taxonomy places the organism in Eukaryota, Viridiplantae, Streptophyta, Magnoliopsida, Fagales, Juglandaceae. The record is from RefSeq and is a predicted model, not a curated record. The transcript has a single exon.
UUCAAACAAACACACCAACUUCUCCGCACCUGAUCUCUCUCUGUGAUCAGAGUUUUCCAUGGAUUUGAAGGCAAAGAAACAAACUUGGACACCCUGUUCAACUUCACCUCCCCUAGCCAUGUGCCAUGAUUCAAAGAAAAUAUCCAAGCCCAAGCCAAAGAUACGCAUAAUUCACAUAUUUGCACCCGAAAUUAUCAAAACCGACGCAGCAAACUUCCGCGAGUUAGUGCAACGACUCACUGGAAAACCCACGGAAAAGGGCUGCAAUAAGAAACCGAGAAUUGCCCUGAGAGAAGAGUCAAGAAAUGCUUCAUCCGACAAGCCAGUGGCCAAACUGGAGCUCCGAGCUGGGUUUCGUGGUUUGGAGUCAAGGGAAAGAGUUAAGGAUGAGGAAGGGAUGUGGAAUGGAGAGAAUUCAGGUGGGUUCUUGGGCGGCUUUGCAGACUUGGAGGGUUUUAUUCAAGAGCUUGGUGAAUUCCCAUUUCUUCCUUUGGAUGCGUCACACAUGCAUGGCUUUGGAGAAGCUCAAUUACUUGCCUAGAUAGUGAUCAAAGAAAUCAAAUGGUUUUUCUUUUAUGGCCUUUUCUUCUUUUUCAUUUGUUUAUGAUUAAUGUUUGAUCGUCAGAACUUUGUUUUGAUGGUUUUAGCUAGAUGGUUUAACAGUUUUAUCUUUUAUAUUGUAUCUCUUUUUCUACUUGAUCAUCUGAAUCUUGAUACUUCAAGAUC